GAGAGGCGCACAGUUAAAGUGGAGCUGCAGAUGGAGUGAGAUGAGAAACGUCUCUUAUGGAACAGACGGACGGACGGUUUGACCUUCACACAGCAAAAUGAACAGCCCUGAUAAUCAGCGAGCCCUGGACGUGGUGAAGGCGUGUGUGCACCUUGGCAUGUUCGUGGCUACGAGCAUGUUCACGUACGUGUUCACCGUGACGGUACACGGCUCGCCACAUCUGCGCCGUAACGCUCACUACCUCCUGCUGCUGCAGCACUGCUUCAGCCUCACGGGCUUCAACGCGGCGGGCGGCGUGAUACACGGCCUGCGCUUCCUGCGCCUCCCCAUCACUCGCCUCGCCUGCUGGAUCCUGUUCGACCUCCAGGUGGUGAUGGCGCGCGGCGUCACCCUCACCCUCACCCUCAUGUGCAUGUGCACGUGCCUCUCCGUGUGCUACCCGCUGCGCUACAACGCACUGGUGGGCGUCUUGUAUCGCUGGGUGAUUUUAGUCACAUGGCUACUGGCUCUGGUGAAUCCGCUGGUGUUUACGAUCAUGGCGUGUCUGCAGAAGCCGUGGAGCUACGUGAUGGCUCUGGACACCGAGUGCUCUACUGCUCUGGAGGGUAAAGCGUGCCUCAUCAGCGCGUUCCUGCUCCUGGUACUCAUGGUGCUGCUUAUGGUCAGCAGCUACGUCCUCAUCUAUCUGGAGGGUUACCACGCUGGACAUUUCUCUCAAUCCAACAGUAAAGGACGGCACACCAUCCUCAUCCACAUGCUGCAGCUCAGCCUGCACAUCUUACCCAUCUUCAUCAUUAUCUCCCGCGUGCACCAGGUGCUCAUCUUAGCGAUCAUCACCUUCCUGAUCUUCAGCAUCUCACAGUUUCUCAGUCCAGUCAUUUACGGUCUGCGGUGCAAAGAACUUAGCAAAGAAAUCCCAAGAUUUUUUACGUGCUACUUUAACAAAAGCCCCAAUCUGGAGGCCAGCGUGAGCGCAGAACGUCGUGGAAGUACCAGGACAAUCAGCAGCACCUCCGGAGCAGUGAGCAGCACCGUAACCAGUAACAGCACCAGUACCAUUACUGCCCACAUGCCGGACGGAGAGGACCAGGAGGAGAAGGAGGAGGUGAAGGACAAGAACAACAAGCAUGAAGAAAGUACAGUGUGAAAAGUGUAAAGUCUUUGGUACAGCUGUUCCAACAACAGGAUGUGACAAAAAGGACAAAACUGAAAAAAACAAAAUCUCCAGUUUUAGAGUGAUGGAAAAAGGUCAUGUGACCUGUUGAGUCCAGACUGAGCCUAUUCCAGAGUGAUGGGCGUGUCAGGGUGAGAAGGGAAGGACAUGAAGCGAUGCUCCCAUCAUGCAUAGUGUCCACUGUACAAGCCUCUGGAGACAGUGUUAUGAUCUGGGGUUGAUCAGUUACUCAGGUCUAGACUCAGUAACGUUAUGGGGCAAUAAAAUGAAGUCAGCUGACCACCUGAAUGUACUGAACCACCAGAGGAUCACAUCUAUGGAGGGUUUAGAUCUUCACUGAUGGAACGGGACGUAUUCCAGGACUCAGAGUGUGUGAGAGCGUCUCUGGGAGGAUGAGGAAUCAUUUACACAC
Clarias gariepinus (North African catfish) is the source of this 1586-nucleotide messenger RNA. Its product is annotated as probable G-protein coupled receptor 148. The transcript is spliced from 2 exons. The record is from RefSeq and is a predicted model, not a curated record. The coding region runs from base 98 to 1147 and encodes 349 amino acids. Gene Ontology annotation, cellular component: membrane. Lineage: Eukaryota; Metazoa; Chordata; Actinopteri; Siluriformes; Clariidae.